Molecule: messenger RNA, 131 nt
Organism: Racocetra persica
Lineage: Eukaryota; Fungi; Glomeromycota; Glomeromycetes; Diversisporales; Gigasporaceae
Source: the annotation of a GenBank genome assembly
AAGAAUUUCACAGAUCUGAAGAUAGAGACCGAUAUGGAGGUGAAGAAUUGCCGUUCGCCGUAGCUACUCAGGGACUAGCUGGAAUCUCCAGUGUAUUCGGACACUUUUUUGAGUACUGUAAUAGUAGGUAA